This is a messenger RNA of Aquila chrysaetos chrysaetos, 9639 nucleotides long. RefSeq names its product RAB27B, member RAS oncogene family (gene RAB27B). Gene Ontology annotation, biological process: positive regulation of exocytosis; melanosome transport. Bases 1133 to 1789 code for a protein of 218 amino acids. The transcript is spliced from 6 exons. Gene Ontology annotation, cellular component: secretory granule; melanosome. The record is from RefSeq and is a predicted model, not a curated record. NCBI's taxonomy places the organism in Eukaryota, Metazoa, Chordata, Aves, Accipitriformes, Accipitridae. Gene Ontology annotation, molecular function: GTP binding; GTPase activity.
UGCUGAAAGUCUGAAUUUGCAUUUGUGAGAACUGGAUGGUUUUUUUUUUCCCUGGGAGCUGUUCUUUUCUCACUGUUCAUGCACUGCAGCCUCAAUUUUCCAAGCUGAUUUUCCUGUUAGCCUGUGGCAGGUAUUUGGUCUCAGACCUGCUGCAUAGGUGACUAUAAGCGUAAGUUGUACUGGUUCCCACGAAAACGUUGGGUUUGCUCUUUCUUUCUGUGAGAAACGAAAUAGCCCAGAGUAAUUCAGCAGAAGGUCUAUGUUUUGUGUUUUGAAAUGUGACAUGGGGAAGCAGCAUGGUCAGUAGCAUAAUGCAGCAGGUCUGGGUUUGAUUUGUGUGGCAUUGGGAAAGUUUGAGCCUGGCAAUUGGUCCUUCCUCCCUGCCACCCCCAGGUGUGGUUGUUGGCCUGGGUGGAGGUACCUGUGUCCAACAGCUGAGAUAAAGUGUGGCCCUGUGCCUGCAGCUGAGUGCUCCCUGCUGCAAUAUUCCCUGUGCUCUGUUGUAGUUAAUGCAGCAGUAUGAAAUGGCCAGACAGCAUGGAAAUAGGCAGUUUCUGUGAUCUAAACCAUAGCGUGUUUAUCAGGCAGUGGAUAAUUCUCUGGAGUGACUGAUAGGGAGUAGACCCUGUAAUCUUGACAUUUCGUAUCAGGAAAGGAGCUUUAAGAUGUAUGUUUCCUUUUGAAUCUUGAAGAACUGGCUAAUUCCCAUAGGUUAGAGUUAUAAAACUCAUUGCUAAUCUUGCUUGUGACAGCUCCUAAUUCACUUCUUGUUCUUGCCCUCAAAACCUUUCAUUUGCUCGUCUGCCCCUAAACGCCUGGGUCCGCUCCCGGCACCAUUGGCAGGACAGGCAGGGCUGGCAUUAAUCAGGGUGCGGCAGGUAUGGCACUUUCUUGAGAGAUAGGAGGAGAACCAGCUGUGAGAACUUCAGAGGUGGUGUUCCUGGUGUCUGCCUGCCAUGUCCUGAUGCGAGCAGAAGGCCACUGGUGCAGAGAGGAGAAGCACACCCUGGGAAGCUUGCUGGCAGCGGCACGGUCGCAGGCAUGAGCAAUAUCCCAGGAGGACUGUCAUGGGGAGUCGAGAAGACAGGUGUGAGAAGACCUUUCUCCUCUCUGGUUCCUAAAAAUUAGCACUAUGACUGAUGGAGACUAUGAUUAUCUGAUCAAGCUCCUGGCCCUUGGAGACUCUGGGGUUGGAAAAACAACGUUCCUGUACAGAUACACCGAUAACAAAUUUAAUCCGAAAUUCAUCACGACAGUAGGGAUAGAUUUUCGGGAAAAACGAGUGGUAUACAACAGCAGAGGACCAAAUGGAUCUCCAGGAAAAGCCUUCAAAGUCCAUCUCCAGCUUUGGGACACAGCUGGACAGGAAAGAUUUCGAAGUCUCACCACAGCGUUUUUCAGAGAUGCUAUGGGCUUCUUACUAAUGUUUGAUCUCACCAGUCAACAGAGCUUCUUAAAUGUCAGAAAUUGGAUGAGUCAGCUGCAAGCCAAUGCAUAUUGCGAGAAUCCAGAUAUAGUCUUAAUUGGUAAUAAAGCUGAUUUAUCAGACCAAAGGGAGGUAAAUGAAAGGCAAGCAAAAGAUCUGGCAGACAAAUAUGGCAUACCGUACUUCGAAACAAGUGCUGCUACCGGACAGAACGUGGAGAAGGCUGUGGACAUGCUUCUGGACUUGAUAAUGAAGCGUAUGGAGCAGUGCGUGGACAAGACACAGGUCUCCGACACAGCCAAUGGAGGCAGCUCGGGAAAGCUAGAUUCGGCAAAACCGGAGGAGAAAAAGUGUGCCUGCUAAACAUCACCUCUAAACUGUGAGAACCAAUGAAAAUAUUUCAUCAGAAUAUGGCUGACCUACCACCAAAUUCAAACCAGCUCUCUUGAGCCAUGCACAGAAGCAAAGUUAUAUUGUUUUAUUGGAUUGUGCAUUUUUCUCCAAAGAACUGGUUUAAAACGAAAAGCUGUGUUUCAGUGAGGGUCUUGUGCUGAAAUGAUUCUUCCUGAUACAGUGCCAUCUUCAUGGAAAACUCUCCCACCUCUUUUCCCCACUCCUUUUCCCCUAGCCCUCAUCUUUAUUUUUUUGUGUGAUCAGGAUACUGAAUAGAGGAAAGUAGCUUUAUUUUUUUAAAAAAAAAAAAAGAGGGAAAGAACCUAUUAUCUGCAUACACUGGAUAUUGAAAUUAAAAUGGAGGUGGGUGGUUUUCUAGGUCUGUGCCAUUUUUCCACCGAAUCCUGUUUCUUUAUAAUUCUUAAUCUACAUCAGGGACCAUGUGUUUUCUAAGGCAGAGAUACAAAAGAUUUUAUGUGGCCUAUUAAGAAAAACUUUAUCACUUGCACAGAGUAAGCAACGCUGUGAAUCCGUCCUGACUGAAUCACUGAGAUGGUGGUGGGGGGGGGGGGGGAUUGUGUGUGUGUAUUUUGGGUUUGGGGGGAGGAAGUAGGGCAUUGAAUUUGAAAAAAAAAUUAUCAGGGAAUUGUGCAGCAUUGCUUGUGUUGCCAAUAAUCCAAGCAGGGAUUGGAGCGUUAUGAGAAAAAGUAUGGAGAGGGAUUCUGGUGCUGCAGGGACAGUUUAUAAAGAAAAGAGUAUAAUGUAUGGGAGCAGAGAUAAACUAUAUUUUAUGAAACAACUUCUUACCAUUAGCAAAAAAUAUUCUCCCCUCUUCAACUUAAGGAAACUAUCCAUUUUCUUCUUUUUCUCUGGGUAACUGCAUAUCGCAGGUAGGACACAGGAAAGAACUUGCGGCUGUUUGCAUUGCCUUAGAAAGGAACUGUAAACUCUGCUGUGCUGAGCAAGCCUCUAAGUUACCACUACAGCUUUGUCGGGUCCUCUGUGCACUUAGGUUUUCAAAAGAUGACAUCUUUCUCAUAUUCUUAAAUUCUCUGCAAGAGGGCAAAGUGGAAAAAAGUGAUGUGGGGACUUGGAAUGACAGGAGUCCAAAAUAUGUGACUGACUAGAUAGAAGUGUGUUGCAGAAGUUUGCAGGUACCUCAGCACAGAGGGUAGAAGUUGCUCUGUUAGCGUGCUGCAGUGGAAGGGUGCAAUGCAAACGAUCUCUUCUACGGGUGAAAGCAAGUUCUAGUGAAAUAGCAAGUUGCUUAUCACAAGCAAAGACAAAUACAGGAAAAAAUAAAGAAAAAUACUAUAUUUAUAAGUAUAGAUCAUUUUCUAAACCAAGUUACAGUAUAUUUAUUAGUCUACCCUGUCCUUUUUUGUAGAGUAACUGUUCUGUUUUUAUACAGGUGGUAGUUAAAGGUCUAUUUGUGUUUAUUGUGCUUUAAGCUACUUUAAAAUCAUUUGGGGGCGUGCAGAUUGGGGGGGGAAAUGAUCUCUUUACAAGUCAAGCUUGAUUGGUUGGGUUGGCAGGAUUGCAGACUUUCAUGUAUUUAAAUGUUUUCAGCUUUGAUUGAUUCAAAAUUGCAAACUUUGUGAAUAGCAAGCUCAUAAAAUGUUUCAGUGCUUCCCAGAAAUGGAGAAUUUACCAGAUUCACUGCUGAAAAAAUAAGUUUUUUCUGCCCAGCUCCUAAAACAAUGUUUACUUGAUGAUUUGGCAUGUUAACAGGGCAGAUGGUACAUCCGUAGCAGCAGACCCAUUGGGUGAGUAACCGAAUAGCUGCGAUUACCAUGCCAGAAAUCUGAUUUGCGGGCUGUAAAGAUUAUAUAAGUGAUAGACUAUACCUAAAGGCUAUAUAUACUGUAUACUAUACAACCAGGUAUAACGCAGGUCCUUUUAUAGGCUAUAAAAAGCCCUAACACCUCAAGAGGUGGAAAAGCUGUUGUGGUAGUCAACAGGUGAUUUCCCAGGCAGAAAAUGUAAGUAGACUGAUAACAAGCAGGCUGAUACUCAGAUAGGUUCCUCAGUUACCUGAGAUACAUAGACUGGAAGUUCAGGGUUUUCUUUGAAGUGAAGUUGUAUUGCUUUUCAAUACGUAGCAUAAAACGUAAACAUAUUUUUUUUUAAAAAAAAAAAGGAUUGUCUUGAAUUCCUGAAAAUUAUGAUCUGAGGAGCUCCUUGUCUCACUUUCAAAGAUAUCUCAUUUUGCACCAUCAGAUUUUUGUCCGUUGAACAGGAGUGAAAGAAGUUGCUAAGAACAGUAAAUUACUGACAGUCAACCAAAGCGUCUUUCCCAGAGCAGCUGAAGUAUAGCUUGUCUAAAAGCUGUUACAAAGCCAAAAGUGACUUCAGUAGCAGACAGAUGAUUCAUACAAAGGUGUGUAAAAUCCCAAACCUGGCACUGUCUCAAAGCACCUUGAUGAAGCUUGGUUGCUUCUAUUUAUCUCUCCACCUGCUGAAACUAGCACUUUUAGAAUAAUAAUAAUUAAAAAAGAAAAAAAAUACAGCAGUGUUACCCAGAACAGUGUGGUCUAGAGGAAGGCAUCGCCUAACCUUGCCAGUGAGCUUCAGUGACUGUGAAUUGUUAGAGCUGGCAGUCUGUUACCAGGGAGCUCUGUUCCGUAAGGAUACAGUCUCUGAAACGCUCCAGUGCCAAUGCAGCAAGCGUAUGGCCAGCCCUCGCAGCCUAGUGUUGCUGGAGGGGUCAGUUUAGGAACGAAAGGGAAAUGACUGUAGUAAAAAUUCUAUUGCUUAAUUUGUAUUUAUAUACUUGCUAAUAUAAGAAACUGAUUAUUCUGUGUUUUUAAAAAAAAAAUAAAUCUGUGAGUGCACUUGAAACUGUUAUCCCAAAAGGAUUUUGCCAUCAAAACUUUGGAGGAAAGGAAGAAAAGUUUAAACAUGUUUCCUUUCCUGGUAGGUGGUAUAGUAGAUCUCAAUUAUUAAUUUAAGAAAAGGGGAACAUAAGUGAUUCUAAAUGGCUACUAACAGCUUUGUUGUUUAUCAGGUUAACUCUCUUUGCAAAAAACUAGAUAAUGAACUCUUACUAAAAAUUGCCUUCUGUCCCCUCUCCGUCAUCAUUUGACUCUUGCUCCAUUUUUUUCUUCAUAACUAUUCCUCUUAGGUUUCACGUGCCCACCAGCAGAUUUACAUUCUUUUAAGUCCACUUGGCAAUGUCCGUUUGUCUUCCUCUAGUGUCAUGGCUCUUGUGAACCCCCACUGAGCAACUGCAGCCCUGCAGGGAUGACUCAGGGCCAUUCCUUGCUGCUGUGGUAGGAACUGAAAGCAAUAGCAGUUUUAAGGUUCACAAGUUUUAUGUAAUAUCUGGGAAAUAAUGGUAACUGCAACAAAGGACGGACACUACAAGGCGAUUACUCACAGUCUUAGAGCCAUGCCUGUAUGGAAAGGAACUUUUCUAUCCCACAUGCUGGAAGAUCCUCUCCCAGGUGUAUCUGGUACCCACUUUCUGAUUGAAGAACUUUCCUUCACUUCUACUGCAGCUCUAAUGGAUCCCCUUAGGUAGUUUUUUCAGCUAGCUAGAUGCACAGUGAGCCCCUGCUAGCUGCUUGCAGCCUGCUGGAAAAGAGCUGCUGAGCUGGUGGGGCGGCGCGGCUGAGUCAUCUGUACAGUGGGUAGUGCUGUCCUGUGUACAGGCUGCUGUGAUGCCAGUGAGGCACGGCAUCAUGGCACAGCACUUUACUAGUUCCAGCUCUCCUGACUGCAUUGUGAACUCCUGUAUGUAUACCUCGCUGGAGCCAUGUAUCUUAUUGUUUUUACUGUUUUGUACUCCUGUUGCUUGAAGGGUUUCACUUUGAUGUGUUCAGUCUGAGAAAUUCUUCCAGCACAUGGGCCUGGGAGGUGAAUUUGCUUUCACUUAACGUCUCUGGUAGGAUAUAGCCUCAUCCCGUCCCACUAGAACUUGAAUCCAGACUCUGCUGUUGCAAAAUUUGAUUAUACAUAUUUGAAUUGGAAGCUAAGCAUUUGCUUUUGAGCACAAACACAGCUUGUUUGCAAGCCUGCUCGAUAGAUAUCCUGCAUCAGGGCUGCAGAGAGAAGGUCCUAUGAUACAUCCAGAGUGAUACUAAAAAUUAAAUAUCAGUGCAGGUAUUCUAACCCUGUGGGCUUUCAUCUUGAAUAUCAGCCCAGGUACUGGUUUCUCAAGGUCUCUUUUUUGUGUCCUUUUAGAAACACCUUAUUUCAGUUUUCCAGUAUCCCCCCAGUAAAGUGCUCUUGCUGCAGACUUUACUGUGCAGUGUGUGUGGUAAUUUCUGAACUGAACAGUGCUGUGCACUGACAAAGGUGACGGUAAUAGCCAUCCUUCAGAGGUGUGACUUGUGGGAUCUUACGCUGAGAAUAAUUUUGGUUUCCUUUUCUCUCUGCAUAAUUCUGCCUUCCUUGUCUCCAGCAGCUGUCUCAGGCUGUGAUAUUUACCAAGACAGUUCAAGUUACCUGACCUCUUGUUGUAUCCCAGUUAACUAGCGUAUGCAGUGUAAUGGCGUUACACCUCUUGCCUCAUCCUUAGAGCUCAUCGUACUCCAUUCUUCUUCCUGAUCUACAGGUAUUUUUGUCCUCCCAGUUUUAAGCAUGAAUGUAAAAAUGUGGUAUCAAAAGGUGUUAAUACACUAUACUAGAGUAGUGGUGGAGUGCUGACCUGUGGCUAUAGGCACUACAGUGAUCCCCUUGUUCCAGCUCCUUCUGUUUGCCUGCAGCCUUUCGCUUGGUCUGUCUUGGUGUAAGAAGUGUGUCCCUUAUCCAUUGCCAAAUACUCGCAUUGCCAAAGUGUGGUGCCAAAGUCCGGUGUUGCAGCUCUGUUUAUGAACUGCCACAUGUAGUGAAUUUGGACUCUGGGGAUAAUACUCAGAGGAGUGAGGAAAUUUAUGGUCAGCAGGGAAUGUCUUUUAAGCUGAUGGUGCUGCUCUUACUCUGGCAUUUGUGCAUCCUUUGCUGACCCUGCCCUCACCUUCCCCAGCCCCUCACCUUGCAGUAGCAGUGCCAGGACCUUUUUUAGGAAUGCAAGAAGGGAAAUGUGCUGUUGUCAAAUGGGAUUCUUUUUUUUUUUUUUUUUGAUGCAUACAUUGAAAGUACCUUUUCAGCUGUAGAGGUCACUCCAGCAGUGAAUUUACACUGCCUGUGUUUAUGUUAUGCCACUGUGGUGUCUCAGCCAGCCCUGCUGCUAGCUGGGCAAGGGGAGAGGUGAGCCAGUGCCAGGGCAGGGUCCUGGGCUGCUUUGCAUCCUCAGGAAUAAAACAAGUUACCUGCGGAGAUGGGCGGAGGGGUGGGAAUACCUAGGGCUGGCUGGAAAUUGCGGGACAGAAGUGGUACUAAAGGCAACAUGCUUUAGAUGAGAGAAAUGCCCUUAAAUGUUUACAGUGUUUACCAGUGAGCCCGGUUUGAGAGGUUACUUAAGCUUGUGUGUAAGUGCUGGGCUGAAUUGGGUCUGAAGCAUCACUAUGAAGUAAGGAGCUAUUGUUAGGGCAAAAUGAUGACAGCUAAAAUGGUGUAAAAUGAAAAAAAAAAACCUGCACAGAAGGACCUAGUCCAUGAGCAUACAGAUGUGAAUGAGCUUAUUUUUAUUAUUUUAUUUUAAAUAAUGUCCAGCCAUGAAGAAACUUAUUCCAUCGACUGAAAAAGGCCAGGAGAGUAUUAAUGACUAUUCUUCAAUGCACAGUUGUUAGAUGCUUAAGCAGGUGGUCUCCAGAAGUCCUUACAGGGUCUGUUGCUGACAUGUAGCAAUACCUGUUCAGAGCCAUGAGAGCAUUAGAAACAGCUGGGGACCAGGAGAUAGUGUGUGGCACAUCAUGUAUUUUAGGCUUCACAAUCACUUAAGCUUCUGCUUUCAUUUUAUGAAAUGUUUUUAUCUGUGAUCAGCUAGUGAUGUGUGGGUUUUUCUUUUUUCCUUGUUCUAAUGACUCAUUUCCAAAUAAAAGCAUUUGGCAGGGGAGUGACUCUGCUCAGCCAGGGGCCCUGCUCCACCCUGGCAUGUACCAAACUGCAGUUACAGCAGCGGGCUGCAGCUCCGGGCUGCCCUUGCAGAGCAGCACAUCCUCAUUUCUCAGCCCCUAACUGAUGCAGUUUCUCCACUUCGCCAUCUCCUCUUCCAGCCAGGGUGCUGUGGCACAGCAGGCUUAGAGCCCCAGCCAAGUCCUGAGCCUGGUGUCCAGCUCAGCACCUGCCUGCUAUGAGAAGUAGUGGUACUAAAGAAAACCAGUAGCAGGGACUUAAGUAACUCUUGUCUUUUCUAUAGCCUUUGCCUUCUGUGGCUUUUUACAGACAUUUGCAAGAGGAAAGAUAUUUGUUUCACUCACUUACUUACUUUACAACAAAAAAAAAAAAAAAAGAGGGUGUUUGGGUGCCUGAAACAUGCUUUUUUUUUUUUUUAAAAAGAGGAAACAUAAGGCAAGAACAGGCAAUUUGCUGACUGCUUGCACAGCUGAGACUGGCAGUUAAGUAUGAUGUAGCAAAAGACAUCUGAGAGCAGCUGCCAUUUCCUUGCUGUCUUGGUAACUUUUUAAAAACCAAUUGCCUUAACUGUUUUCUGAAGGCUACAUCUUAUUUAACAUUCUGAAUGUGUAAAGGAUUGUCAUACAUAUGUUUACAUUUUAGAGGAUUGGAUCAUGUAAGAAACUUUCUUAAAAGUUGUAUAAGAUGUGAUUUUUGAUACCUGCUCCAUACCAACUCUUUGGGACUAUUUCAAGGUAAGAGGUUUUAUUGCCUAGAACUAUUUCAAUCCAUGGAUAUAACUUAAUGUUUUCAGCCUAAACUUUAAAAAAAAAAAAUAAAAAAUCUGGAGCUGUUAUUUUAAAAUUUGUAUUCUUGGCAGUAGAACUGAAGAAAAGUAGCAAGUGUAAAAAUAACCUCAAGUGACUCCUAUUUUUAUACAGGUGUGAACACUGUAGCAGUUUCAGACCAUGCUCUGAUCUUACUUAUAAAGAAAAGGAGAGAAAAAAAAGUGUUGUAACUGAUGUGAAGCUGUAAAAAUGAAUAGUUUUUUACCUGAGUGCUAGGAGACCUGGCUUGAGGUACCUUUAAAGAAAAAGCCAAAUUUUCACAGCUUCUUUCCUCUCUUAAUAAUUCUUCUACUUUAAACAUAAAUUCCCUCCCUCCUGCAAAAAAUCCACACCCCCAUAUAGGAUAAGUUUUAUUGUUUGUUGUGGUUUUUUUUUUCCAGAGGAUGUUGUUCACUUGGGACUAUGCUCUUUGAUGCUGGGCAGAUCUGUUUCUAAUUUAUUAUUAUUAUUAUUUCUAUCUAACUAGUUAAAGGCAACAGAGGAAAUGAUUCUUUGCUAUGUGCUUUUGUUCCAUACAGUUACCUAGUUAAAACAUAACUUUAGAAAGUAGACCCUAAAGUUGUCCAUCCUCAUUGUGCAAUAGGGCUUAAUGGACAAACUGUAUUAGCAGCAGCCUGUUGUAUCUUACUCAACUUACUUAUGGAAGUUAAAUGGUGGUUCUUUGGUUUUGUUAAGGUAUCUUUCACCUUCCAGAUAAACACUAAGCAUCCUGUAUCAAUUACCUUUUAAGCAUUUCCUUCUGUUAUGCUACUGUAAGCAUGUUUUAUGUUUGUCUUCAACAGAUCUGUGCUAUGUGUGUGAUUGAAACUAUCUUGAACACAAAUAGUAUUUUUUAUUAUAGAUACCCCUUGAUUGAAGUGUGGCGCUUGCUUACCAAUGUUGAUGUCACUCUGUUGUACCAAAGUACCUGUGGCUUCAAAACAUACUGUCAACUGAUUCACUGGUGACUGGGUUUGUGUAAUACAGCUGAGGAAUGUAUCCUGUGACUCAGUUUCUGCACUGUUAUUUUCAGAAUAAAAGUACAUUUUUAAA